AUGGCUCGGCAGCGCAUCCUCGAGCUUUCGCGCGUCGUCACUCGUGGCGCCCGAAGCUGCGGCGUUCGAAGCUCCCGCCUUCGCCUCGUUCAAUGUGCCUCGGCCGCCCUCCUCCCACAACCAGGUCGCCCCACGCCCCGGCGAGCGUUCUCCUCGUCUCCCUUGACGGCCAAGGGCAUCAUGCCGGACACGGACAGCCCGGCAAAGGAAGCUGCGGCGAGGACGAAACGAUCGCUGGGCGUUGCCGAGCUGGCCGAUGGCGAGUACCACGAUCUCGCCGACACCUACCUGGACGCGGUGCUGGCCAAGUUUGAGCUCCUGCAGGAUUCGCGGGAAGACAUCGACAUUGAAUUCGCCGCUGGCGUCAUGACCAUUACCGUGGCCGACAAGGGAACCUACGUCAUCAACAAGCAGCCGCCGAACAAGCAGAUUUGGCUCUCGUCGCCCAUCUCGGGCCCCAAGCGCUACGACUGGUGCAUCCUCGGCCAAGGUCAGGCGGAGAAGGAGGGCACCGGGUCCGGCAGUUGGGUCUACGUGAGAGAUGGCGUCAGCUUGAGCGAGCUCAUCCUCCAAGAACUCGGCGUCACGAUUGACAAGUCGGCCGACAGCUAG
This is a messenger RNA of Drechmeria coniospora, 612 nucleotides long. Its product is annotated as mitochondrial iron uptake protein. Gene Ontology annotation, cellular component: mitochondrion. NCBI's taxonomy places the organism in Eukaryota, Fungi, Ascomycota, Sordariomycetes, Hypocreales, Ophiocordycipitaceae. The coding region runs from base 1 to 612 and encodes 203 amino acids. Gene Ontology annotation, molecular function: ferric iron binding; iron chaperone activity; ferrous iron binding. The transcript is spliced from 2 exons. Gene Ontology annotation, biological process: intracellular iron ion homeostasis; iron incorporation into metallo-sulfur cluster. The record is from RefSeq and is a predicted model, not a curated record.